Molecule: messenger RNA, 2398 nt
Organism: Carica papaya (papaya)
Lineage: Eukaryota; Viridiplantae; Streptophyta; Magnoliopsida; Brassicales; Caricaceae
Gene: PGSIP2
Product: plant glycogenin-like starch initiation protein 2
Molecular function (GO): glycosyltransferase activity
Source: RefSeq, a predicted model, not a curated record
CAAGUGAAAGAACCAUGAUCUUCGCCUAGAUUCUCCAUUAAUUCUCAGUUUUCUUACGGUCUGUUUUCUAACAUCAUCUUCUUGUAGAUGGGUCUAUCUCCAUUUCUUUUGGGUGUAAAAAUUAUAGAACGCGUUGACUGAGUUUUUAACUUGAGUGGAGACUGUUGGCAACCGACUAUAAAUUGGCUGGUGUCAACUUAAUUUCGAACUACUCACCUUCUGCUCACGAUUCUCAACUUCUCCAACACCGACCUACGCAGAAUCUCAGGUCACGGCAUUGGAUCACAGAAACGGCAGCCAGAUGCUCCCUUCCCCAGGCCGUGGCUGAAAUCCGGAAGAUGAGAAGCGCCAGCCCUAGUCCUGUAGAGCCUAGGCUCCGAUUGUCCACUUCAAUGGAAGAGACAAAUAGGAGAAGGUUCCAAAGGAACAAGGAUUUUAAGGAUGUUGAAAGGGCUUCCAAUGUUCCCUUUCAGUAUAGAAGUUUAAACUGCAAGAUAUCAACGUUGAAAGCUGUGUUGGUGAUUAUUUUGUUGGGAACCUUCUUUACACUCUUUCGAUCUCCAGCAGUUUAUAUUGCAGAUCGUCCAUCCAGUUCUUCGUCUAGGCCUAGUUUUGUGGGUAGAUGGAUAGGAGAAACUGCAACUGCUGAUCCACGAUAUUUAUCUACCUUAGAUGUCAGCUGGAACCAGAUAUCAAGUUUAGUUGAGAGCCUGAUUGACACAAAUAAUUAUCAGGGAAUAGGUUUGUUAAAUUUUAAUGAUAGUGAGAUUGAUAAGUGGAAGCAAUUUAUACCUGAUGCAGAACAUGUUGUUCUGCACCUGGACCAUGUGCCCAAUAGCAUAACUUGGGAAUCCCUUUAUCCUGAAUGGAUUGAUGAAGAAGAAGAAUUUGAGGUUCCCACUUGUCCUUCUUUACCUUGGAUUCAAACUCCUGGAAAGCCACGGAUUGAUCUUAUUGCUGUCAAGCUUCCAUGCAACAGAUCAGGGAAAUGGUCAAGGGAUGUGGCUCGAUUGCACUUGCAACUUGCAGCAGCAAGGCUUGCUGCUUCUUCUAAAGGGCUUCACCCAGUGCAGGUGGUUUUGGUGACAGAUUGCUUCCCUAUCCCAAAUCUCUUUACUUGCAAGGAACUUGUGGUACGUAAGGGAAAUGCAUGGCUGUACAAACCUGAUCUAAAUAGGUUGAGACAAAAGGUGCACCUCCCAGUUGGCUCAUGUGAACUUGCAGUCCCUCUCAAUGCUAAAGAGCAUCUACAUUCGGCAAGGGCACACCGAGAAGCAUAUGCAACAAUUUUACACUCAGCGCAUGUAUAUGUUUGUGGGGCCAUAACUGCUGCCCAGAGUAUCCGCAUGGCAGGGUCGACACGGGAUCUUGUGAUACUUGUUGACAAAUCAAUUAGCGAAUAUCAUAGGGGUGGGUUGGAAGCUGCUGGGUGGAAAAUUCACACAAUUCAAAGAAUUAGGAAUCCUAGGGCAGAACCAGAUGCGUAUAAUGAGUGGAACUAUAGCAAAUUCCGUCUUUGGCAACUGACAGAGUAUGACAAGAUCAUUUUUAUUGAUGCUGAUCUCCUGAUACUUAGGAAUAUUGAUUUGCUAUUUGAGAUGCCAGAAAUAACUGCUACAGGAAACAAUGCGACAAUGUUUAACUCAGGUGUGAUGGUUGUUGAACCCUCCAAUUGUACAUUCCAGCUUUUGAUGGAUCAUAUCAAUGAGAUUGAAUCGUACAAUGGAGGAGAUCAGGGGUACCUGAAUGAAGUAUUCACAUGGUGGCACCGGAUUCCAAAACGAAUGAACUUCUUAAAGCACUUUUGGGAAGGUGAUGAAGAGGAGAAGAAAGAAAUGAAGAUUGAACUGUUUGGAGCUGAUCCUCCAGUACUUUAUGUUCUCCACUAUCUGGGUAAUAAGCCGUGGCUUUGCUUCCGCGACUAUGACUGCAACUGGAAUGUGGACAUUUUGCAGGAGUUUGCUAGUGAUGUUGCUCACAGGAGAUGGUGGAAGGUGCAUGAUAGCAUGCCAGAAAAUUUGCAAAAGUUCUGCCUGCUAAGAUCCAAGCAGAAGGCACAGUUGGAGUGGGAUAGGAGGCAAGCUGAGAAGGGAAAUUACACUGAUGGGCAUUGGAAAAUUAAGAUAAAAGACAAGCGUUUGGAGACUUGCUUUGAAGACUUUUGCUUCUGGGAAAGCAUGUUAUGGCACUGGGGAGAAAAGAAUUGGACGGAUAAUGCAACUGCUUCUCCAUCACCACCUGCUGCUUCUACCGCCAAAGCAUCUCUCUCUUCUCUUUGACUUACGUUUUCUGCGUACAUGACAUACUCCCAACACAUGAACGCCGGAAUAUUUUUACCCCAAAGCAGUUUAUACCAUUUCUUCCCAUAUGAAUAUUGCAGCUGGAGCUUGUUCUUGAA